Psilocybe cubensis is the source of this 1605-nucleotide messenger RNA. RefSeq lists its product as uncharacterized. Bases 1 to 1605 code for a protein of 534 amino acids. The record is from RefSeq and is a predicted model, not a curated record. The transcript is spliced from 8 exons. Lineage: Eukaryota; Fungi; Basidiomycota; Agaricomycetes; Agaricales; Agrocybaceae.
AUGUCUUGCAACAUCUUUCGAGCACCUCCAGAGGUGUUUCACAAAAUUGUAUUCUUCGCCACCCUUGCCUCGCCACUUGGUCCCCCGAAGGAACUUCUAAACUGUAUGCUUGUCUGUCGUAUCUUCUGGGAGCGCCUACUUCCGAAAAAUGCCAGUCAGCUGUAUUUCCUGAUAUUUGCACAAAAAUUCGACGCUCGCGGCCCCAUAUAUCGCCUUACCAAGGAUGUUAUCCACGAGCAUGCUCCUUUAGAGAUGCGACGCCGCUUUGAAGCGAUCCAUAUAUUCAAAAAUCGAAUGUUCGACCAUCCUGGCCUGACUGAGGCAUUGUGGAUAGCGUAUCUCAUGGUCGAGGACUCUGAUACGAGCCAGAAAAACAUCAAGCAAUUGCUCCGAGUGGGCACUCUUACUUUUCUGGACUCGUAUCUGCGUUCUCGACUAAAAGAUGACGCUGGGGAUAACCUUGGCUGGCCAAUCGUUGACGAAAAUGUGUCUCUUGCCAUCGCUCUUGCUUGGACGCUUGCUUCCCCAAGAGUAAUGGGCUCCGAGCAUCCAGAUGCGCGUACGGAAAUGGUGACAAUGUUGAAACCCAUCACGUUCGCCUCAUUCCGAUAUUCUAUUUCUUGUCUGUCACCGGAUAGUUUUGAGUUCGCUGAUUCCUCUCACCCUCUUACGUCUUUUCUAAAUAUGACCCACCCAUCAUAUCCUAUAUCUGCAUACCCACCUCAACAAAUUGACUACUUUGGAGCAGUUAAACGAAAGGCACGUCCCCCAUUGGCGGCAAUCUUUGCUACUCUUUUGUAUUUUGUCCGAGUGGAUGCGGAGUUUGUCACUGAGAUACCCGCACAUGUCACCUGCGAGACCCGUGCGGAGGCCAUUCAGCAGGGAUUGGAGGGUCCCUGUGCCGAGGACUUUCGACAUUUUUUUAAUCAUUGCCGUACACGCUUCGCGGAUUUCCCAGGUAUAGAUGUUGGCAUUCAAUCGUCGUCGAUUGCUACCAACCCCGACACUAUCCUGUGCCAGCCUUCGUUCUACAGGCUGGGGUCCCUCACAGGGCAAUGGCAGGGAAUGUUCAUCAUGCAUGGAAUUUACAGUGAUGUCAGUGCUAUCCAUACUCCUGCAGUUUUCGAUCAUCCCUCUGUUUUGGAAACCAGACGGCCAUUUUACUUGACCAUUGAAGAACACUACUGCUGCGAUACUCGGUACACUGUCCCUGUCAAUCGUAAACAGAAUGCAAUCCAAGAGGCAUGGCUCCCAGAAGAUAUACAGGCUCGUCAAACGCCUGGCGGCAUCGAAUUUACGGACGAGGGCGGGACUUUUCUCACUACGUACACUACACAUACGGAGGAUCGAUAUAGGGUGGCAUGGGGUGGAUACAGAAAGAUUAUCGGGCGUGUAAGGUUACACGACGGACUUCUGGCCCUUGUUCAAAGCGAUCCUGAUCCUCAGUUAGGGAAAAUGGUUCUUAACGGAUACGUGACCUCGUCGCAAAAUCUUGUCGGAAGGAUGAGGCACUAUCGCGGUACUUCUGAAACCCGAUUUGAGGGGGCCUUUAGUCUCAGCAAAAACCAUACCGGCGACGCUACGUUUUCUUUCAAUAAGUUUUAG